Molecule: messenger RNA, 1233 nt
Organism: Theileria equi strain WA
Lineage: Eukaryota; Apicomplexa; Aconoidasida; Piroplasmida; Theileriidae
Exons: 2
Coding region: 1-1233 (410 amino acids)
Source: RefSeq, a predicted model, not a curated record
AUGAGAGAUAAUGUACACUAUGGCUUUAUUCAAAUUCCGUUGAGUCACAUUAGCCCGUUUGCUAUAGAUGAAGCACUGUUACUCUACAAACCUACACCGGAUGACAUAGUCAGAAAGGAUAAUCACUCUAGGGUUAUAUUUAAUAAUGUCGCAAUUACACAAGAAGAGGAGGAACAUGUAGAGAAGUUUAUAAACUAUCUACUCAGUGAAUGCUCCAUUGUGGAAAAUAUGCUAGAGAAUGAACUCUUGGAGCUCAUUCAUCUGAUGCAACCUGAACUCCUAAGACUUCUAUAUUCAGCAAAAUUUGACUAUGAAGAAGCUGCAUCACUUACUCUAAAAAAUUACGAAUUUAGAUUAUCUAGUUUGUUACCGGCAACUAUAAAUGAAAUAGAAAAGGAGUUAAAAGAAGGUUAUUUGUAUUGGUUUGGACGAGAUAAAAAAUUUAGACCCACACUAAUAGCCGAUAUCUUUAAACUGCAAAACAUUUCAGUGGAUAAAAUCCUAAAACUUGUGAUUUUUUGUUUCGAGUUUUUUUUGAGGUACCUUCAUGUUGGAGGAAGAGCUGAAAGUUACAAUGUUAUGAUUGAUUGCUGCAAUAAAAGCGUUGUAGAAGUUCCAAUACAAAUGAUAAUUAAGCUUGUAGAUUUGAUGCAUUCCAAAUAUAGAGGUAGGCUCCAUAAGAUUUACCUCAUAAAUACUCCAAGUUUGAUAAAUAUGAUGAUGAAAACGCUUUCCACUGUACUGCCAAAAGGCACAUUUGAAAAAAUACUUAUAUUAAAAAAGGAUUUCAGGGACGUUCUUUCGAAACUUUACGAUCACAACCAACUCCAAGAGAAAUUUGGUGGGACAUCUUCAGACUUGAUAGAAGAUUUUUAUCCCUUUAAAUUUUUCUCAAACGUAGGUAACGAAGUCAAAUCCGGGAUUUCUCCGGAGGUUAUUGUAAACUUACCUCCAAAAAUUCUAUAUGGAACUUCUAUGAUUCUAAAGAAACAGAGAUUAGUGCAGAAACGGCACAAAUUUUUCGAAAGUCCAGAUAAUAUGGGUACAGAGGAAGAUUCAUCCUCUAAAUAUGAUUUAGAGUCAUGGACUAAAGAAAUAGGGAUCUACAUGUUAACCAAAGAUACGGCGAAAUAUAUCAUAAACAAUAGGCCCCAACUUGGGGUCAUGGUGGAGCAAAAUAUAAUAGAAACAAGGAAGGAUUUAAAAUCAUUUGUGUGUAAAGUGAAAAUUUAA